Debaryomyces hansenii CBS767 is the source of this 4005-nucleotide messenger RNA. RefSeq lists its product as uncharacterized. NCBI's taxonomy places the organism in Eukaryota, Fungi, Ascomycota, Pichiomycetes, Serinales, Debaryomycetaceae. The record is from RefSeq and is a predicted model, not a curated record. The transcript has a single exon. Bases 1 to 4005 code for a protein of 1334 amino acids.
AUGCUGACUAGGAGUAAGGAACCCUCGAGCAGGUCGCAAAGUAUUGCGUCUAGUAUGCUAAUGGCCGAGGACAAGGCCUAUGAUAAUGUCGAUAUAACUAAAUUAUAUGAAGCAGUAUUGAAGAUAACCAUAUUAGAAUAUUGUAAUGAAGCGAGAUUUAGGACUCCGAUAAUAGAGGCUCCACAGCCUAAUUCUUCGAAUGUAUCGGUAAAUUCCUCAUCUACAAAUUCCAAGCUUCUGAAAAGCUCCAAGUCCUCUGAAAUAAGUGACCCUAAGCUCCCGACAUAUCUAUUGGCAAGCUUAGAGACCAGGUUGAAUUUGAUUGCUAUGAAAAAAUCAGGAACCCAUCUUGACGAGAUGACAAGGAGAUCAUUAUUGAGAUUGUACAGUGAGUUGCUUGAUCCGAAGUUCAAGGCAGAUGUAGCAAGUGUUAAUAAACCAGAGUAUUUGGUGAUGAAAUUCGUGUCGUGUGCUAAUAAAGAACUAGUUAAGGUUGGUACUAUACCAAGCAGUGAAAUGAGUUCAGUUAUUUUUAAACAGGCAGGGAGUUUCGUGCAAAUUUUGAUAAGUUUGAUUCAAAAAGACAAGAACAGUGAUGUUAUUAUUGCAAAAUUGCAAGAACAUAAGGAGUCACUCAAGCCCAGCAACAAAUCAAAACCAACGCAAUCGACGGCAUCUUCUUCUACAGCAGGUUCCAUAGUAAAAUAUCCUCAACCAUCCUUCAGAAUAACCGAUAUAGAUCAAGGAUAUAUUAAUUUACUUACAGAAUUGUUCUCAAUCGACCAGGUCAAAUUGCAACAAGAUAUUUUUAAAUUUAAAGAUCUAUCUCAACCUAAAGCAUUGCAUAAAGAUAUAAAUCAAAUUUUAUUCUACUUGGAUAAGGACUUAGGCCAGUUCACUUCAAAGAGUUUCUCAAACGAAAAGGCGUAUGAUGAAUGGAAAGAAAGAGAAAAGUAUGGUUGUGAACAAUUAAUGUCGAAAUAUCAUAUACCCUCUAACAUGAAACUUUUACCCGUUCCUCCGCUACCUUCUGGCGAAGACUUCUAUGUCUUUCCAACAUCUUCAUCGACGAAGCCUUUCUUCGUAAUAUUGGCAAAAUUAUGUCUUGAAUAUGAGUAUAAGACAAAUUCCGCAGAAUUAUCGUCUUUUGAUAAACCUUUUUUCUCAAAACAAGUUCAGAAUCUUGUUGGUAUUUGUGCAAGAUUCUGGAGAAUUGAUUAUCCCACAAGAGCAGUUUCGUUGUAUACGGCUUCUCACUUAUCUGGGAUACUUAAAGAUCCAUUCUUCGAACUGAGCAAUGCGAAAGAACUUGGACCAAUAGACAUUGAAAUGUCUACUAAGAUGUUUUUUGCUUGUAAGAGGAUAAUUGAAGAACAAGGAAAGUUAGACUGGGAUGAAAAGGCUAACUGGUCCUUUAAAGACCAAGAUGAGUGGAUUAAGAAUUCAUCAUAUUCAUACAAUGAAACAUUAUUUGGAAUCAAAGAGUCAUUAGUACAAAUUUUCAAUAAGUCAUCUAAACCAAAGUUUGGUCCGUAUUUGGCAUUUUUGGGUGAUUUCUUAGAAUCUGAUGUGUUAUUUCCAUCAGUAGAAGAUAUGGGAUUGCAUAGAAAGUGGGAAAAGAAGCUAUCAAAAACUUUGCUUAGGACUUCAGAAAUCAGGUAUGCUGAAUUGCUAAGCAACUUACCUCGAGACAACACCCUUGACAUUAUUCAUAUUUUGGAUAUUUCUGAUAGCAUUGUAAAUGACAUUAGGAUGUUACAAAAGAGAUAUAAAAAUCCAUUGCUAGGUUUUUUGAAUGUUUCUCGUACAGUGGCAGCCGUUAUAACAGGUAUGUUUGCUGCUGAUGCAAAAAAUAUUUUGAAACACAUCGACGCAUAUGCAAAAACUAAAAAUCAAGUUUUACCUUACGGUGACAUAUUGGAGGCAUAUAAAUCUUUAUAUGAAAUACGAGACAUACAUAAUCAGGUUUCAUCAACAGGAUCAAUUUUCAAGUUUAAUUUGGAAGGAUUUUUUUAUCCCUUCUUGCAAGAUUGGAUAACAGAAAGUGGUGAGAAGAUUUCUAGCAUUAUCCACCGAGCUAUGACUAAUGAUGACUUCCAACCUAUAGAUUUGAAUAGAGAUGACAAAAAGUUUAGUUCUUCAGUAUUGGAUAUUUUUACAUUAAUCAAGGAGUUUUUAAAGAUCUUGAAUAGCUUAAAUUGGUCAAAUGAGUUCCAAUUAGCUAAAAUGUACACUACUUUGUUGAAAAGCAUAUCCGACGGGGUGCUUUAUUAUGCUAACACCACGUCGGAUAAAAUCAUUAAGGACCUAGAUGAGGAAGAACAGGCAAAACUCGCUGCUGAGGCUAAUAAUGAUUCAUUAGAGAAAAGGAAAAGUGCUAAUUGGUUCGAUGAAGUUAAGAACGUUGUUUCAAAUAUUCAGAACAAUACCAAUAAAUUUGAAAUAGCUGAAUCGUAUAACUUCAAACCAGAGCUAUGUAUUGCAUUAAAUAAUCUAGAUGCAAUGAUGCAACAAUUGACAAAGUUGGAAGAUAUGCUAGACCCUGAGAUGAUUUCUAAUACUGUUGCGGCAUUCGACCCUAGCUUACAGAAAAAUUAUACUAGUCAUAUUUUUUCAUUACGAAUAAUCAAAGCUGAAAAUUUGAAGUCUGCCACUUCUUCAUCAUCCGUACAUCCAUAUAUUACUAUGAUUGACACAAAAGUUCGAAAAACAAUUGGUAAAACUAGAACUAUCAGUAAUAACUGCAAUCCUGAAUGGGACGAAGAAUUUGAGUUGACAAUUCCUGCCAAUUCGUCACUUACUAUUUCGACAACAGUUUGGGACGAGAGGUUUGGUACACAUUCUAUUUGCGGUAGAGCUCUAUUGCAAUUAGAUCCAAGAAGAUUUAAGCAUGAUGGGAUUCCUCAAGAAGUGUAUCUCGAUUUAGAUUCGCAAGGUAGAGUAUUGAUAGAAAUUGCAGUUGAAAGUGAAAGAGUAGAUGCAAUUUUUGUUAUGGGAAGAGCUCAUAGGUGUUUGAAAAGAUGUCAAGAACGAUGCAUUAAAUUAAUUGUUGAAAAGUUUUCCAGGUUCAUUCAUUAUUGCUUCUCAAGAGCAAACUUAAAAUCUAUAUGUGGGAGUAAUGGAAACAUUAAACCUACGCAAGAGCAGAUGGAUAACGCAAUGAUGCCAUUAUAUAAUUACUUGAAUCUGAAUUUGCAAGUUUUAGCCGAAUAUUUAAGUAAACAUUUGUUAAUGAAAGUUAUGUUGGCUACCUGGGCGGUGGUGGUUUCGAGUGCUGAUGAGCUUUUGUUGCCCAAACUAGCAAGUGCGACUACAUUUCAUCUUUCAAACAUUGGUUCUAAACUCAAGCCCAAUAAUGCGACUAAUUCCAAUAGUGGUUGGCAAUCGGCAGUUAGUUCUGCGAUGGCUAAUGUCACUAAUUCCAUUGGGAUCAGUGGCUUUGGAAAGCUGUUAACGAAUACAGAACUUGAAACAGUUUUCGGUUGGCUCCACUUUUUAUGUUUCGAUUUCUUUCAUAAUGAUGGUAACGGACCACCAGUUAAAGAUUUAAAAAAUGAGCAAUAUCAAGCAUUGUUACUUGUCCCAGUUUAUUAUGAUGGCGAUGUCAAUUAUCUAACUCUGGAAGUUGACCGAUUAUCACCUGCCUUCGUCAUGAUGUUGCGUGGUAGAAAUAACUUCGAUGACUCGCCAUCUUCAGAGACAAAGAAGACAAAGAACGGCCAAAGAAGUAUGAGUAGAGCCGGUACGAUAGUCAGAAAUAAAACAAUUGUAGCCAAUGCUACUGCCAAAGCCAGAGCAAAGGCUGAUAAAGAAGCGCAAGAAGCGAAAUCUGAUCCCAUCGCUGCACAAACGUUAACUGAAGAUAUAAUUCUUAGACUUUUGUUGAUUAAAGAUGAAAAGGCAUUUGUCGCUCGAAGAUUAGAACAGAGAGAGAAAAUGGCACACAGUAUUGCGACAGAGAGGUUAGCAAAAGCUGCUGCUGAAGGUAGGUUUGCUAGACCUUAA